This is a messenger RNA of Rattus norvegicus (Norway rat), 2136 nucleotides long. RefSeq names its product transmembrane p24 trafficking protein 4 (gene Tmed4). Bases 38 to 709 code for a protein of 223 amino acids. The record is from RefSeq and is marked validated. NCBI's taxonomy places the organism in Eukaryota, Metazoa, Chordata, Mammalia, Rodentia, Muridae. Gene Ontology annotation, cellular component: membrane; endoplasmic reticulum membrane; cytoplasm. The transcript has 5 exons.
AGUGCGCAAGUGUGCGCGUGCGCAAGGUUGAGGCGCGAUGGCAGGUGUCGGGGUCCGACCGCUGCAGGGGAUGGUGCGAUUUGUGCUGCUGGUGCUUACUGUGUGCGCUGCGGGUGCCCGUGGUCUCUAUUUCCACAUCGGCGAGACUGAGAAGCGCUGCUUCAUCGAGGAAAUACCCGACGAGACCAUGGUCAUCGGCAACUAUCGAACUCAGAUGUGGGACAAGCAGAAAGAGGUCUUCCUGCCAUCGACCCCCGGCCUGGGCAUGCAUGUGGAGGUGAAGGACCCAGACGGCAAGGUUGUACUGUCCCGGCAAUACGGCUCCGAGGGCCGUUUCACGUUCACUUCCCACACACCCGGUGACCAUCAGAUUUGUCUGCACUCCAACUCCACCAGGAUGGCUCUCUUCGCUGGAGGCAAACUGCGUGUACACUUGGAUAUCCAGGUUGGGGAGCAUGCCAACAACUACCCUGAGAUCGCUGCUAAGGAUAAGUUAACAGAGCUACAGCUUCGUGCUCGCCAGUUGCUUGACCAGGUGGAACAGAUCCAGAAGGAGCAGGAUUAUCAGAGGGUAAGGGACUUGCACUUGGAGGCUGCAGUUGACCUUUAUACUCACUGUGUGUGCAACGUGUCUGCUGGGCCCUUCUCUACUCAGGAAGAUGUGGGAGUUACCAGUCUACACAGUAUCGUGAAGAACGCUUCCGUCUGACCAGUGAGAGCACCAACCAGAGGGUCCUGUGGUGGUCCAUCGCCCAGACCGUCAUCCUCAUCCUCACUGGCAUCUGGCAGAUGCGUCAUCUCAAGAGCUUCUUUGAGGCCAAGAAGCUGGUGUAGGGAUCUUGCUCUGUAACCUUUCCUUUUUACCUCAAUCAUUUGAUAAUUUUCCCAGCCAGCCCCUUGUCCACCUGGAUCUUGAGGAGGAAAAAUGAAAAACCAUAUGUCAUCGGUAUCCUGGCAUUAAGCCAUUCAGAUCAGCUACCUUUGACCCUGCUUCUCCAAGAAGCAGACAUUGGUCUAAGCUUUCAAAACCUGCCUUGGGGUUUGGGAGAAGUUGGAAUUAACCCAAGAUCAAGUCAUUUCUUUUGCCUCUGGCAAUUUCUCCUCUGUUUUCGAAGAGAUGACCAAAUGCACUUCUGUUUUCUGUGUGUCUGCUUGUUCUUACUGAACAAGCAGCUGGCAUGCCCAUGGAGGCGACCCUGCCUCUGUGCUCCUGGGUCAGUCCUGAGUUCUCCCAACAGCUUUGUGAAUGUAAAUGAGGGGCAGUUUGGGGUCCCGAAGGAUGGAGAUGCCUUUCUAUAUUUUAGAACUAUUUUUGGAUAAAUUAUAUAUUUUCCUUCCUGAUUGAAUCAUUACUGCCUGAAACUAGCCAAGAACAACCAAUCCAGACCUUAUCCAUUCUACUUAUUCACACAGUUUUAAUAAUGGCUAUGCAGUGGCUUCUUUGGCAAUCUGCGGCCAGAAAGCAGAUCCCUGUCAGAAGGUCCUCAGGUUUCACUCAAGCAGUGGUAAAUGUUUUUGAAGGUUCGUUUUUUUUCCUUGCAACUCCGUAUGUAGACUUGACCAACCUCAGACCCACGGUGCGUGCAUACUUAUCAGAUGUGAUUAAAGAGGCGUGUGCCACCACACCCGACACCAACAUUUUCCUCAAGGGAACCACAGUUCGGUUCUUUAUGCAGACUUUUUUUUCCCCAAUGAAAUAAAAAGUAGUUAACUAUGUCUGAUAUGAAAUAGUAGGCUGUGGGUAGUGGUUAGACCAAGGAAAGGUGGUGGGGUAAGGGCACAGAAGGUUGCUGCCUGGACUGCUCACCUUUGUAGAGAACCGGGAGUAGACUUCGGUAGGCGUUCACAUAAGGAUUGGCCUGGGAAUGGGUGGGAGGAUUGGUUCAGCAUUCUGAAAGGUCACCCUGCUAGAUAAGAUGUCGGCAAAGAACUAACAGCAGCAGCAGCAGCAGCAGCAAAGAGGAGGUGGUUUCUUGGCUCCUGAGUCAUAAAGAACUCUGACUGAACUUCACUCACCCGCUUCUGUAUGAGCCUCAUGCAAUUAGUUGCCCAUUCUUGGUAUUUUUAUUUCAUAGUUUUAUUAUAUAUUUAUUUGGAAUAUUUAUUAAAUUUCUUUUUCUGACUUAUAGAACUAAA